AUGACGGCCAACCUUGAGCUCCUGAAGAAGGAGACGGUUAUUACCGACGGCGAAAUCUUCCGGCUGCCCGCACUCAUUGCUUAUCGGGACCCGCGAAGACGAGGCGGAAGAAGCGGCGCUCGACGCCGAGUUUUGGAGUUGAUUGAUAAGCAUGGGCCGGGAGGUGACGCGCGCAACGAGACGGCCGUGACCGAGCGUCGCCGUGAGAUUGAUGUCUCGAAGCCCUUCUCUCUCGAGUCGCCUCUGCCCAGUCUUGUCAAUGGUGUACCUUUGAGCGACUCGCACUACGUGACUCCGAAGCCAUUCGGGCCCUUGAUUAACGGUCGCGAUAUGUUUGAGAUUGUGGCUACAAGUGUGUACCAUAAGGCAGGCUACACCACCGUCGACUUUGUGGAUGACUGGAGGCUUCAUCUGGCUAGCGGAGACGUCCAUUGCUUUGGUAAUACAUACCGCGAUACCACGCAGCCGUGGUGGUCGAAAUAA
Akanthomyces muscarius is the source of this 483-nucleotide messenger RNA. RefSeq lists its product as uncharacterized. Gene Ontology annotation, cellular component: cytoplasm. The transcript is spliced from 2 exons. NCBI's taxonomy places the organism in Eukaryota, Fungi, Ascomycota, Sordariomycetes, Hypocreales, Cordycipitaceae. The record is from RefSeq and is a predicted model, not a curated record. Bases 1 to 483 code for a protein of 160 amino acids. Gene Ontology annotation, molecular function: calcium ion binding; protein-arginine deiminase activity.